ACGCCACCUCCAUUUCUUCAAAUCAUAUCAUUGCUCUCUCUGUCUGUUGUUUUUGUUUUCUUUUUUUUUUCUCUGGUUUUAAAUCUGGUAUUUUCUAGUUCUCUGAACUUAGUUAAGAUAUAGAAAUAAUGAAUGGUUGCAGAAGUGAAACUCGGACGAGUUCAAGUAGUGGCGAGUCAUCGGCCGAGUCUGCACAACAGGAAUUGCAGAUGACAGAACCUAUUUCUACAGAAUGGACAGAUGAGAAGCACAGGCUGUACCUUAAAUCUAUGGAGGCAUCAUUUGUUAAGCAAUUAUAUAAUUCCAUGGAUGAUCUUGAUUUGCAAUUAAAGAAGGAGAUGUCAGAUCCAAAUUUGUCAAAGCAAGUACAUUCUAAUAAAAGUACCCCAUCUGGCCAGUUUAAAAUUCUUCGAGGUGGUUGCUGGGAGAAAAUCAAUUUUCAAAGGCCUGCGUCACAAGUAAAUAUAGCAAAUGAACCCAGUGGCGUUCUGAUAAGUCCAUGGAUUCGGCACUUUAGAUCUGCUAGAAAACCCCAAGACAUUGUCCAAGAGAGGAUUGCAUUGCAAAAUCAAGCGAUUAACUCAAGCGGGAAAAAGGUAGUGUCUGGUUGUACAGCAACUUGUUUCAAACGAUCUUAUCCACGUCGCUUCUAUUCAUGUCGAAAUGGCCCCGUUGACAGCAACACAGAGGUUUCAGAUCAGAAUUUCGUGGAUGAAAAUAUUAGAAGUGGCAAGAAAACCAGUGCAUGCAGCUCAGAAAGGAUGAAAAAGCCUAAAACAGGUGCUGCAAUUAAUGACCAGAUUGACAACGAAGACUGUUGGCGGUGAGCUUAGCAAUGGGGAGUAUUAUGGUUCACACUGCGUGAUCCGAUUUAGGAAUUCCUAAACUUUAUCCAACAACCCCUUGUGGAAGCAGUGCUAGUUUAGUUGCAUAACAUAACCCUCCCCUCUUUUACUCUCCAAUGCAUUAGCUCCAAUCGAAGGAAAUCCAAGAUUUCAUCCUUACGCGCGCCCACAUAUGUAUGUAGUAAGGUUCUUUCAUAAUUUGCGCCAAAUCCUUUUCUAGAAUUGUAUUUAUUUCUUUUUCUUUUUCCCCCUUUACUUGUCAAUGACGCAUUUGGCAGUCCAUUUUCUAAUGUUAGUUGCAGCCAUCUAUUUUGAAAUUAA
This is a messenger RNA of Ricinus communis (castor bean), 1166 nucleotides long. RefSeq names its product cold-regulated protein 27. The record is from RefSeq and is a predicted model, not a curated record. Bases 129 to 827 code for a protein of 232 amino acids. NCBI's taxonomy places the organism in Eukaryota, Viridiplantae, Streptophyta, Magnoliopsida, Malpighiales, Euphorbiaceae. Gene Ontology annotation, biological process: regulation of circadian rhythm; response to cold. The transcript is spliced from 5 exons.